UGAAGAGAUCUUGAUCGGAAUAUUUUGAUUAUUAUUCCCUCCUGUUUAUUUAUUUUCUGAAAAUCAAUUCUAAAACUCAUCUCUCGUAUUUAUAUAUAGAAACUCUAUAUAUCUUGAAGAUUUUGAAGAGAUGAGAAAUUACUACUCCAGAAGAAAAUCUAGGGAACAUAUAACUACUGUUGCCUUUAUCAUCCUUCUUCUUCUUCUGUUUCUGUUUCUUUACGCUAAAGCUUCAUCGUCAUCCUCUCCUGCUGGUAUUCAUCAUCACUCAACUCAUGGGAGCUUAAAGAAACCUAGAGAUUUGGAUCCAAAGCCUCAUGAUCUUAAUGACAAUGCUGCGUCAAGAGGAUCAAGAAUAUAUACAAAUGAAGGUGGUGAGAAUGUUUUUGAAGAUGGAAAGAGAAGGGUCUUCACAGGUCCUAAUCCUUUGCACAAUAAAUAA
Messenger RNA from Eruca vesicaria subsp. sativa (arugula), 442 nucleotides. NCBI's taxonomy places the organism in Eukaryota, Viridiplantae, Streptophyta, Magnoliopsida, Brassicales, Brassicaceae. The record is from the annotation of a GenBank genome assembly.